Molecule: messenger RNA, 1023 nt
Organism: Pseudovirgaria hyperparasitica
Lineage: Eukaryota; Fungi; Ascomycota; Dothideomycetes; Acrospermales; Acrospermaceae
Exons: 4
Coding region: 1-1023 (340 amino acids)
Source: RefSeq, a predicted model, not a curated record
AUGCGGCGCACGUUGCUGCGCUCUCCUCUGUUUUUCACUGAUUUCGCUGCAGAUAAUACGAGUCUAGGCCUCGGCACACCGAAGCAAGCUGAAGAUGUCAUCCACCACCAGCACCACCAGCACCACCAGCACCACCAGCAGCAGCACCACCAGCACCACCAGCAGCAACAGCACCAGCACCACCAGCAGCACCAGCAGCACCACCAGCACCAGCAGCAACAGCACCAGCAUCUCACCCCUGCUCAGCUUGCAGCCUAUUAUCCCCCGAAUCCUGGAAUUCCUGCCUUUACACCUCAUUUCUGGACACCAUCAACCCUUGCGUAUAAAGAGAUUGGCAGAAUUUAUGCUAAAGGAGCGACUUACACACAAGAAGAUGUUGUGUGGAAUGCAUGGACAGCAAUUCUUAAUAUCUACUUUCCCUCCCAAGAGGAUGUGAACGGUGUGACUUGGGCUGUCCGCCGAGAAGCAUACAGAGGAAUGGGCCAGACACCUUCACAGAUCAGGCCAGAUGUGAUAGCAGUGAAACUAACGUCCUCUCCAACGACACCUGGCCAGCCCCCUCAGGAUUCGGAAAGAGAUUACCUAUGGGUGGAGUGUAAAGCUGCAAGUCAUGACACGCCGCACGGAUGGAAAGAUCUCAUGAUAGAGACAGUGGCACGACUUAGCCACGCUCAUGCUACGCGGCCUUUGAACUUCAUACUCGCCGUGGGAUGGAAAUGUAUGUUUUUUGCCUGGGACCCUGCGAAUACCCAACAGCAACGGUUACAGUACCACAUCUGGAAGGCGGACAGAGUUGGAACGUGGCCUGUGGAUACCCGCGUCAGAGCGUUCAGAUCCUUUCCUUGGGUCGACGCCAUUAGGGGGUAUAUUACCGUAGAAAAGGCGAUUGAACUUGAUUCCUGGAGCCUCGCUCCCCCCUUUGCUGGAGCAAAUGUACUAAAAAAUGGGAAUAACCUAGGUCUGGUUGAGAUUCUUCUUCUUACAAUCCGAGGAAUGCCAUAUCAUUUACAUGUACUAGCUUAA